Cebus imitator (Panamanian white-faced capuchin) is the source of this 4213-nucleotide messenger RNA. RefSeq names its product CBFA2/RUNX1 partner transcriptional co-repressor 3 (gene CBFA2T3). Bases 397 to 2358 code for a protein of 653 amino acids. Gene Ontology annotation, molecular function: transcription corepressor activity. Gene Ontology annotation, biological process: negative regulation of DNA-templated transcription; DNA-templated transcription. The record is from RefSeq and is a predicted model, not a curated record. Gene Ontology annotation, cellular component: nucleus. The transcript is spliced from 12 exons. Lineage: Eukaryota; Metazoa; Chordata; Mammalia; Primates; Cebidae.
CCGGAAUGGCCCGAGGGAAGGCCGGGCAGGCCAGGGCCCCAGAUGGUUCCUGUCGGGGAAGUCGCGGGCGCAGCUGCAGGCCUCCGGCCCUGGCAUUAUCACGGGGACACAGCUGGCUGCCUCGCCCACAGGCUGCAGGGAGACCUUCCCCCACCUGCAGCCCCAGGCCCGCCCCGAGUCACAUGAGCCCCAGGGCUCCCACCCCCUCCCCAGGGCCCAGGACACCCAGUCGGCAGCCAGCAGGCCCCGGCUUUCCAGGGACAGAGGCCCAACUCCAGGACACCCCAGCUGGCCCAGCCCCUCCUCCUUCGCUGGGGGCCCCAGGACGUCGGGAAAGGCAGUCCCGGAAGAGGCCUGUCCUGGGCCCCAGGCCGGCCCCUGAGGGUGGCCCUCCCCAUGCCGGCUCCAAGACUGAGGGACAGGUUGGCUGGUUCAGCCUCGGGGUCCACCUGCCGCUCCAUGUCCCAGACGCAGCCUGUGCUGGAGAGCGACCUCCUGGCAUCUGCCGGCUGCUCAGCGCCCCGGGGUCCCAGGAAGGGCGGCCCAGCCCCAGUGGACAGGAAGGCUAAGGCCUCAGCGAUGCCGGACUCCCCAGCGGAGGUGAAGACACAGCCUCGGUCCACACCCCCCAGCAUGCCGCCCCCACCGCCUGCUGCAUCCCAGGGAGCCACACGUCCCCCCUCCUUCACGCCACACACACAUCGAGAGGACGGGCCUGCAGCGCUGCCCCAAGGCCGUUUACACGGCUGCUUAAAAUGGUCCAUGGUCUGUCUCUUGAUGAACGGCAGCAACCCCUCGCCGACAGCCAUCAACGGCGCACCGUCCACACCCAACGGCUUCAGCGAUGGCCCGGCCACCUCGUCCACGGCCUCCCUGUCCACACAGCACCUGCCCCCGGCCUGCGGGGCCCGGCAGCUCAGCAAGCUCAAGCGCUUCCUCACCACCCUGCAGCAGUUUGGCAGCGACAUCUCCCCAGAGAUCGGGGAGCGCGUGCGCGCGCUGGUGCUGGGCCUGGUGAACUCGACGCUGACGAUCGAGGAGUUUCAUUGCAAGCUUCAGGAGGCCACCAACUUCCCUCUGCGGCCGUUUGUCAUUCCUUUCCUGAAGGCAAACCUGCCUUUGCUGCAGCGGGAGCUCCUGCACUGUGCCCGGCUGGCCAAGCAGACGCCGGCCCAGUACCUGGCCCAGCACGAGCAGCUCCUGCUGGACGCCAGCGCCUCCUCCCCCAUCGACUCCUCAGAGCUGCUGCUGGAAGUCAACGAGAACGGCAAGAGAAGGACGCCAGACAGGGCCAAAGAGAAUGGAUCAGACCGUGACCCGCUGCACCCCGAGCACCUCAGCAAACGGCCAUGCACCCUGAACCCUGCCCAGCGCUACAGCCCCAGCAACGGGCCGGCACAGCCCACGCCACCGCCACACUACCGCCUGGAGGACAUGGCCGUGGCCCACCACUUCCGAGACCCCUACCGCCACCCGGACCCCCAGGAGCUGCGGGAGCGCCAGCGGCCACUCGUGGUGCCUGGGUCCCGGCAGGAAGAAGUGAUCGACCACAAGCUCACAGAGCGUGAGUGGGCAGAAGAGUGGAAGCACCUCAACAACCUCCUGAACUGCAUCAUGGACAUGGUGGAGAAGACGCGGCGCUCGCUCACGGUGCUACGCCGGUGUCAGGAGGCGGACCGAGAGGAGCUCAACCACUGGGCGCGGCGCUACAGCGAUGCAGAGGGCGUGAAGAAGGGCCCCACUCCCGCCAGCGCCCGGCCCCGCAGCAGCUCUGCCGGCCCCGAAGGGGCUCAGCCAGACAUUCCCCGGGAGUUCCUGCCGAGGACCCUCACCGGUUACAUGCCUGAGGACAUCUGGAGGAAGGCGGAAGAGGCGGUGAAUGAGGUGAAGCGCCAGGCGAUGUCAGAGCUGCAGAAAGCCGUAUCGGACGCGGAGCGCAAAGCGCACGAGCUCAUCACCACGGAGCGCGCCAAGAUGGAGCGGGCCCUGGCCGAGGCCAAGCGGCAGGCCUCCGAGGACGCGCUGACGGUGGUCAACCAGCAGGAGGACUCCAGCGAGAGCUGCUGGAACUGUGGGCGGAAGGCCAGCGAGACGUGCAGCGGCUGCAACGCGGCGCGCUACUGCGGGUCCUUCUGCCAGCACCGGGACUGGGAGAAGCACCACCAUGUGUGCGGCCAGAGCCUGCAGGGCCCUGCGGCCGUGGUGGCCGACCCAGUGCCCAGACCUCCCGACACCACCAACGGCCUGGGCCCCUCCCUGCCCGUGGGUGCUGCCAGCCCCAGCGAAGCCGGCUCUGCGGGGCCUUCUCGCCCCGGCUCCCCCAGCCUGCCUGGCCCGCUGGACGCCGUGCCCCGCUGACCCGACUGGCCCCUGACCUACUGGACACAGUACCCUGCCGACCCCACCCAGCUCUGGGCCCUCCGGAUGCCCGAUGCCCGGCCCGCCAGACGCUGCGCCCUGCCCGGCCCCGGGGAGCCGACCAAUUAGAGUCAGUGCUGCUACUGCCCCUCUCCAAAAGGAGACGCGGAACCAACAGAACCGCAUCCAGUGCCCCUGCCUCAGCUGCCUGAUGAUUCCACGCACAGACCUCCUGGCGGCCUCUCUCCUCAAGCGUCCUCAGAAGCCUCGACUGAGCUUUAGAUGGCAGAGCGAUGCCACAGGGGCGUUGGCUCUGCCCGCUUGUCUCUUUCUCCGUCCCCCCCACCAUCUCCUCUCUCCUCUCCCCUCUGUGACUAUCACACACUUUCUCUUCAAUGACAAAUUCUAAUUGGUGGCUUACAUUUUCAGCAAAGAAUUUUGGGGGGUUUUAUUUGUUGGCAAAAGAGCUACUCAGAAAUGGACAAAGCGAACUGUGGGGGUUCUCCCUGUCCUGAUGGAAAAGGGAGAAAGAAAACUGUGAUUUUACAGCCGGAGAUCUGCGGCCAGCCGGUCCCCUCCCCCAGGGGCCUGAGGCAGACCCCGGAAGACGGAAGGAAGGAUUUCAGUUUCUGACUCAAGAAGGAUUAUUGGUUUCAGAUUUUUUUUCCUGUAAUGUUAAACUCUUUGGCUUUAAGUAAAAAUCCAAAAAGUUUUUUAUAAAAGCAAAGGAAGCAUACUUGUGAACUACCUUGCUAGCUAGCCAGCCAAGGAUACCGGACACACCUCUGCUCCAAAGGAAAUCCAAAAACGCAAACACGAGACAUCAAAAUCCAAAAUCUGUUUGUCACUGCCAAAGUAUUUCUCCCACAGUUUUCCUUGCUCUUGGGUUUGUUUGGAUGUGGGUCUUUUCUCUGUUUUGGUUUUGUUUGUGGGGUGUUGGGGUAUCGGGAUGUGGAGGGUUUGCGCCCAGUGAGAAGUGACGUCUGUUUCCUUCCGCGUGGGCACUGGUGCGUCCGCCGCGGGUGCGAUCCGUGUGUGGGCGCCGUGGCCUGUGUCUCGGGCGUGUUGGGAAGGACACGCCGUGUGUCCUCACGUCUCCUGUGGCUUUUCAUAUUUCUUUUCUCCACUUGUGAAAAAAAAGUGCUAACAUUUUCUUCCCAGAGGGCAUAAUUCCGAAACAAAACUGAGACAGUCUUUGGGUUGUUGACUGCUCUUCCGGCGUGUGGAGACAGCAGGGCCCCCGGGGUCGCCUCUCCUCGGCCAGCCCUUCCUCCUCGGCCUCCGCCAUCUCCCAGCCCCGUCGCCCAACCCAUGUCUCUCUGCAGCUACUCCCCUUUCUUCCAAACUUUUGCAGAAAAACAACAAAAAAAACUACAAACAGAAGCAGCCCUCCGCCUCCUCCCAGGGAAGACCCUGACUGUGACACAGCCCUGGUGCCCCUGCCAGCCGCCCUCAGAUGCGUUCGCCUCGGCCCUGGGGUGCGUCUCGGUGACGUUUCUGUCGGACUCUCUCCCUCCCACGCGCCAGCCCUGCCCACCCUCCUGCCCCUCCUCUCAACUCCCUCAGUGAUUUCAAGGAGGAAAUAAAGGGAUGAGGAAAUGCACACUUGUACCGAGUACAAGGACAGACAGCGGGCACGGCCCCGGCCUGGCUCUCUGCGCUCGGCUCUCAGAACUCAGUGCAAUACGGGAGCGACCCAGCUACUGAACGGGCGCGAAUGGCCCGAGAGAGGCCCGAAGCCCAGGGUGCACGUUAAUGUGAAUGUAUAUAGUCUUUGCAGAGGUCCAAAUGAUAUUCAUGAUGAUAAUAAAGAAGAGAUGUUUGCCAAAUAAAGAGAAACUGUGGGAGUUUGCAA